AUGAAGAAGUCUCUUACAUUGGGUCGCCCGCUAAGUCCUGGGAGUGAGUCUGACUACAAUGAUCAAGUUCAUGACCAGAGCAUAGUAGUUCCAAGCAAGCUCGUCACCAUAGCCGAUAGCUUCGAAAAGAAAGAACACUCAUGGUUUGUCACUUCCCAAGUCCCAACAGAUCUUACAAUUCAAGUUCAGGACAUCACCUUUUAUGCCCACAAGUACCCAUUGGUUUCGAGAUGUGGCUACAUAAGCCAGAUUGAACUCCAGCCUUCAAUCUCGAACUUAGGGUAUGACCUCAAGCUCGAAAACUUCCCAGGUGGAUCAGAAACAUUUGAAAUCAUUCUAAAAUUCUGCUAUGGUCUACCAGUGGACUUGAAUCCUAAUAAUGCAGCCUCACUAAGAUGUGCAUCAGAAUUUCUAGAAAUGACAGAAGAACUUGACGAAGGAAAUCUCAUCUCCAAAACUGAAGCUUUCCUCACAUUUGUAGUGCUUUCUUCAUGGAGAGACUCCAUUACUGUUCUCAAAUCUUGUGAAAAUCUAUCUCCAUGGGCUGAAAACCUUCAAAUUAUCAGAAGAUGUUGUGACUCAAUUGCUUGGAAGGCUUCCCAAGAUAAUUCAACCACUGGAGAAACAAUCAGUGAAGAAGGUUGGUGGUUUGAUGAUGUGGCUACCCUUCGCAUCGACCAUUUCACGAGGAUCAUGACAGCAGCACGAGCAAAAGGGUUGAAACCAGAAAUCAUAGGCUCAUGUAUCAUGCACUAUGCAGAGAAAUGGUUGCCUGGCAUGGAUGUAGCAUUAGAAGGACCAAGAGCAUUUGGCUAUGGAAAGAAUGAGCUGCAAUUGAGCAUUUUGAGUGGGAGGAGACAGGAAGGUGGAGUUGGGCAUAACAAGGAGCUAAAGAUGAUUAUAGAGAGCCUAGUAAGCAUACUUCCCCCAGAGAAAGAAGCUGUUUCAUGUAAGUUCUUGUUGCGGAUGUUGAAGAUGUCUGCGGUUUAUUCUGCAACGCAAGUUUUGGUUUCAGAACUUGAGAAGAGAGUGGGUAUGGUGCUGCAAGAUGCCAAUGUGAAUGAUCUUUUGAUUCCCACUUACAGAAAUGGGGAUCAAGGGAAACUUCUGAAUUCAUCGGAAGAACUCACAAUGCACGACAUAGAUGCGGUGCAAAGGAUUGUGGAAUACUUCUUGAUGCAUGAGCAGCAGCAACCACACCAACACAAGUCUAGCAAAUUGAAUGUGAGUAAGCUCUUGGACAAUUACCUAGCCGAGAUUGCAAGAGACCCAAAUCUCUCCAUCACUAAGUUUCAUGUCUUAGCUGAAACCUUGCCAGAAAAUGCACGAACCUGUCAUGAUGGUCUCUAUAGAGCCAUUGACACGUACCUUAAGACUCACCCUUCCUUAUCUGAGCAUGACCGAAAAAGACUGUGCAAAGUAAUGGACUAUGAGAAACUCUCACUUGAUGCAUGUAUGCAUGCUGCACAAAAUGACCGAUUACCCCUAAGAAUCGUCAUCCAGGUUUUGCUUGCAGAGCAAGUAAAGAUGAGGGUAGCAAUGAAAGGCAAGGAGCCAGUGGCAAGUGGAAAAGACUCUGAACAAGAAGAAAGCCAGCCAUCUGCACAGAUGGAGAUCAAGACACUCAAAGUGGAACUUGAGAAAAUGAAGAUGAAUAUGGCAGAGCUGCAGAGAGACCACUCUGAGCUGCAACGAGAAUGUGAAAAGCUAAACAACAAGCAAAGAAGCAUACCAAGUUGGACUUUGGGGUGGAAGAAGAUCAAGAACUCCACCCUUUUCAGUGGAAAAGUAGACGGGAAUGAAAGUGGUGAUGGAAUGCAGAGACCCAACCCAGUCAAUGGCAGAAUGAGUGACAGAAGAAGACUAUCCGUCGCUUAAUAUUUCUCAACUACAAACAUUCAACCUUACCAGUUAUCAAAUAAAAAAAUGCUAAAUCUACCAGAACCAUUCAACAGCUUCAUCUGUAUCUCUUUCGCGAUUUGGCUGGUCUUUCCACAUCCUUUUUAUGGGUUAAAGUGUGUACCUAGAUGUACCUAUGUGUGUAUCAUGUUUCCUAUCUGCUUUGGCCGGUUUGGCGGCGGGUGUGUAGGUAUUGUAUACCUUGAGUUGCUCUUUUGGUGUCUCUUUUUUAAUAGAUCUUUUUCUUUACCUAUCAAAAACAAAUGUUUCCUAUCUGCUUUGAAAUAGAAAAAGGUAAAUAACAAU
Molecule: messenger RNA, 2205 nt
Organism: Vitis riparia (riverbank grape)
Lineage: Eukaryota; Viridiplantae; Streptophyta; Magnoliopsida; Vitales; Vitaceae
Product: BTB/POZ domain-containing protein DOT3
Exons: 6
Coding region: 1-1878 (625 amino acids)
Molecular function (GO): protein binding
Source: RefSeq, a predicted model, not a curated record